This is a messenger RNA of Brassica oleracea var. oleracea, 882 nucleotides long. RefSeq lists its product as uncharacterized. NCBI's taxonomy places the organism in Eukaryota, Viridiplantae, Streptophyta, Magnoliopsida, Brassicales, Brassicaceae. The transcript has a single exon. Bases 1 to 882 code for a protein of 293 amino acids. The record is from RefSeq and is a predicted model, not a curated record.
AUGGAAGGCUAUCUUGCGCCUGCGGGUUUGGCCUCUCAAUUCAUCAAAGCCAAGCUCGGUAACGGUGAAAAAAUCAGGUUCCGGAGUGAUAAUUGGACCCCUUAUGGUUCCCUCUUGACUUACUUUGGUGAAAGGGGGCCCAGCCAGCUCCAAAUUCCUAUCUUUGCAACAGUAUCCGAUACUUGUACCAGCUCUGGGUGGAUCAUGAGGGGGGCACGUUCAAAUGAAGCAGAAGAAUUGCAGACCUAUCUUACAACCAUCGAAAAUCCUCGUUUGUCGUCUGUGGAAGAUUGUUACGUCUGGUCUUUGCAGGGAGAGGAGUUUAAUACUUUUCAAAUUAAAAUUGCUUGGGAGGGUAUCAGAAACAGGGGACAGAUCCAAGCUUGGACACGUAACGUUUGGUUCAGUGGUGCUGUUCCGAGACAUGCGUUUACAUUUUGGGUUGCAAGCCAAGACCGUCUCCCGACGAGAGCUCGUCUUGCCAGUUGGAGUAUGAACACCCCGACAACAUGCUGUCUUUGUGAUUCUUUCAUUGAAAACAGGGACCACCUCUUCUUGCGAUGUGAAGUAAGUGAACAAAUCUGGGAGCGUAUACUGACAAGGCUAGGCCACAGUGGUCUGCACUUCCACACCUGGACAGCCUUCUCGGAUUGGAUAAGCAUUAGGGACACGACUUCCUCUAGGACCCUCAAACGCCUUGCUUUGCAAACCGUUAUCUACAACAUCUGGAGGGAGCGGAACAACAGACUCCACGCCAGUACAUCCUCUACUUCAGCGAUAGUAUGCAAGCAAAUUGAUCGCUUCAUCAGAGAUGUUAUCCUCGGCCAUUGGAAAAACAAACGUUUCAACAGUUUAAUGCAGUCGUGGCUGAGAUUUGAGUAA